GGCUCGAGUAACAGAAUCUGCAUGAAGUUUUAUUUUUAUUUUUCAUGAAAGUUUUAGCACAAACCCCAGCACCAUAAAUACCCGGCCUUGCUAUUCUUUUUCAGUAUACCCUGGUGUCAUUUUCAUUGUCAGCAAAACCUUCAAAAGCCCUCAUCUCCUACAGACAGAGAGAGAGCAAAAAAGUGAUCCCCUUAUUCAGUUUGUCUUUACAACUGUAAAUAAAAGAAAGGAUAAGAAAAUUCCCACAUUUUAUGUGGUGUUGAAGUUCAGAGUGGUUAUGCAUAUACCAAAACACGGUCCAACUUUCACUAGCUACAAAUAGUCACCAUAGCCUUAGCCUACGGCCAUAGCUUUUGCGAAACAUAACAGCCUAAAAUUCCAUUUCCUCUCAUUCCUCUGUACCUUCCUCCCCAAAAAAGAAACAGUUGUUACAUGCUCAUUAGUAAUCCCAGUAGCCGCAUCUGCGACAAAAAAAGGUACAAAAAGUUGUGGGGCAUUUCCUUAUAGUUGCCACCAAAAUUAGUAUAUAUACUAGGGACAUUGGCAUUGGACUCCGAUCUUUUGUCCUGCUACUUCCAUCCUUCCUCAAAUCCUUCUUUAUACAGAGAUAAUAAUCUCUUAUUCUACGACGUAUAGUUCCAUAAAAUACAUAUUUGCAGGCUUUUAUUUCAUCACCAUGAAUCUCUCUUACUCCAUCUGCAAACAAGCACAACCCCUUAUUAGUUUUACGGGAGGGCUGAACACAAACUCCUUGAACUUUCAUAAUCGCAAGGACAAGGUGGUGGUGGUAAUGGGAGCAACAGGGACUGGAAAGUCAAGACUUUCAAUCGACUUAGCAACUCAUUUCCAAGCUGAAAUAAUAAAUUCUGAUAAGAUCCAAGUGUAUAAAGGGCUCGACAUAGUCACCAAUAAAGUGACAGAAGAAGAGUGCCGGGGUAUACCCCAUCAUCUCUUAGGGAUAAAAGAUCCUGAUGCUGAUUACAAUGCAACCAAUUUCCGCCAUGAUGCCUUGCUUGCAAUAGAAUCCAUCAUCGAACAAGAUAAGCUCCCAAUUAUAGCAGGUGGAUCAAACUCAUUCAUCGAAUCCCUAGUGAAUGAUGAUCCCUACUUUGCAUCAAGGUAUGACUGUUGCUUCCUCUGGGUUGAUCUCUCCCUACCCAUUCUCCAACGCUUUGUAUCAGAACGGGUUGAUCAGAUGGUGGAAGCAGGUUUGUUAGAGGAGGUAAGAGGGGUAUUUGACCCAGAAGCCAAUUAUACUCAAGGAAUACGGCGUGCAAUUGGUGUCCCUGAAUUUGACAGUUUCCUCCGGGCAGAAGGGAAAAAUACGGACCAAGAAAUCUUGGACACCCUCCUACAUCUUGCCAUUGAUGAAGUCAAAGAAAACACCUGGAAACUAGCAUGCCGUCAGCUUCAAAAGAUACAUCGACUAAGAGAUUUUUGGGGAUGGAACUUGCAUCAUAUUGAUGCUACAGAAGUAUUUCUAAAACAGGGAGAAGAUGCUCAUGAAGCAUGGAAGAGACUCAUUGUAGGUCCAAGUGUUAUGACCGUGGCACAAUUCCUGUACAGACCCACCAGCGUGCAAAAUUUUCCAAAAUCUCCAAGCACAACUGUCAUUCCAAGGACAGUACCAUCUAUGGCAGCUAUGGCCACUGCUUCUCACUAGCCAAGGUUUCUUAAACAUACAAAGAUCCAUCAAUACUUCUUGUUUGCCUCUAGAGAUUGGAAGACUGCCUCUUAGAGAAACUAAACAAAACAAAAAAGAUAUGUUUUUUUAGGCAGUAGAGACGUUGCUAUCAGGCUGAAAAAGAGCCGUACUGUUGGUAUCAGUAUUGAAAAUCGAGCCUGUGACGGCUGCAACGGCGCACGUACACACAAAAAUAUAUCCGUACAGUUAAGUUAAACUCAGUGGAGGUAGUAGGCCUGGUAGGCCCCUAUAUAGCAUAUGAGGAAUAAUCCAAAUAAGACUUGUGGGUACCCACAAUCACUUGAGAGGAGGACCUUAAAGUGUAGGAGCCCAUACCAAAUGGAAUGGCGUUUGGCUUUUUAAUAUGCCCGCCCUUUGCAUUUUCAUUUUUUUUUUUUGUCUUUUCAUUUCUUUGUUUGUUUUACUAGUAGGUUUGUCGUUUGCCUUCUGUCUUAUCAUUUCUUUACACAUAGGAACAGUUUGCGGUGUGCCGGUGUGCCCCCUAUCUUCCAUGGGUUAUGAUCUGUUUUUCUACUUAUAUAAUGUAUGAAUCACUGGAUUACUGAGAUUUCCAACAUAUACAUCUUGCUCUUA
This is a messenger RNA of Spinacia oleracea (spinach), 2278 nucleotides long. RefSeq names its product adenylate isopentenyltransferase 5, chloroplastic. Gene Ontology annotation, cellular component: mitochondrion. The record is from RefSeq and is a predicted model, not a curated record. The coding region runs from base 677 to 1663 and encodes 328 amino acids. Lineage: Eukaryota; Viridiplantae; Streptophyta; Magnoliopsida; Caryophyllales; Amaranthaceae. The transcript has a single exon. Gene Ontology annotation, molecular function: tRNA dimethylallyltransferase activity. Gene Ontology annotation, biological process: cytokinin biosynthetic process; tRNA modification.